AUGAGUUGGGUCUCAAAUUUUUCAUCCUGGAUUCCCCGGGUUGGGAGGAGCAAUAGUGUUGAAGGCGGCAGCACGAGAGUGCGGGAGGACUAUGCAGAAGAAGCCCGGGAACGCGACCACCGCUCAGCGCGAGCGGAUCACGAGAUACGAAAGUUGAAGCGAGCGCUGAAUAACAAGGACAAAGAGAUCAAGGAAGAGCAGCAGAGACGGAGAGAGCUUGAGUCUGCUCGGCGAAGGCAAUGGCAGGAGAAAGAGCAAGAAGUGGAACAUCUGAAGAACGACCUUGCCCACCAGCGACGCACCAUAGACGAACUUCGCACGCAAUAUGCAAUGCUCACGAAACAGAAGGACGAGCAAGGCCAGCUCCUCGAAGCACGCACGGCCGAGCUACAAGCCGCCCAGGUGUUCCUCGGGAAAACCGACGCAUUGUCCGCCGCGGAGGUCAGGAAUAUGCUCAGAGACCUCAACACAGACAUAUUCCAGACAGCUGCCAAGCUGGCCGACGCCAUCGACUUGAGCUACCGGCCCGAUGACUCGGUGGCGGCAGCGCCGGCGGUGCAGGAUGCACUGCAAAACUGGCUGGCGCCGGAGCUCCUGGAAGCUGUGAGUGACACGCAGGACUCGUCUGUCCUGCAAGCUGCGAUUCAGGGCGUCAUAUGCGGCUGCUGCCAUGAAAUAAUCGGCGGAUGGCCGCUCGUUCUCGAGAAAAAUCGAAUGGUCCCGAGCUCUGGAUACGAAGACCUUUAUGAGAAGAUCAGGAACCAAGAGCCCCAGGCUGUCGCAGGUCGCUGGCGCUCCCUCUCCCGACGAUACCAGCGAGAAUGGGAUAAAGGCGGAAACACCGAGCGUAGAGAUUUUGUAUCCUAUGCGUCCCACGAAGUCUACCUCGUGAAUGUAGCAACGGGGUGCGUUCUCGCCCCAGAACUCGGUCAAGCCAUAUCCGACAGCCUGGAAGGAAUUAUCAAGCUAGCUCUUGGCUUGCGGAACGUUCUGGGGGAAGAUAUUACUUCAUGCGACUUCGCCACCGUGGUAGCUAGUCCGGGCCAUCUGCUGGACCUGCAAUGGAUGGACGAGGAGGGAGGAGACCCCUUCGGGGAGCAGGCCUACGGAAGCGAAUCCCGCACGCUUUGCACGACAGAACUGGGACUGCUCCGCACCGAGAAGAUAGGUUUGGAAGGCGCAAGCGAACACUUCAGCCAAGAGGUGGUGGCCAAAUGCAAGGUGGCUUUGCCGUCGCUCUUCCAGCCUUCAGAGGCGCCAACGGAGGCACAGCGACAACAGAGGAGACGUCGGAGCGACCGCAAGGGCUCGAAGAUGGCAGCGGUCUGA
Molecule: messenger RNA, 1329 nt
Organism: Gloeophyllum trabeum ATCC 11539
Lineage: Eukaryota; Fungi; Basidiomycota; Agaricomycetes; Gloeophyllales; Gloeophyllaceae
Exons: 2
Coding region: 1-1329 (442 amino acids)
Source: RefSeq, a predicted model, not a curated record